Talaromyces rugulosus is the source of this 1323-nucleotide messenger RNA. RefSeq lists its product as uncharacterized. The coding region runs from base 1 to 1323 and encodes 440 amino acids. The record is from RefSeq and is a predicted model, not a curated record. Gene Ontology annotation, biological process: transmembrane transport. NCBI's taxonomy places the organism in Eukaryota, Fungi, Ascomycota, Eurotiomycetes, Eurotiales, Trichocomaceae. The transcript has 4 exons. Gene Ontology annotation, cellular component: fungal-type vacuole membrane. Gene Ontology annotation, molecular function: transmembrane transporter activity.
AUGGAGGCCGAAACGCGAGAAAUGCAAAACCUCCGGCCUGUAGAUAGCCCUCCAGCCGAUGAUGCAAGCCAAACACCCCAAUUACCACCUGUAGACGGCGGGAAGGAUGCCUGGCUGUUUUUAGCAGCGUGCUUCAUCAUUGAGGCUCUGGUCUGGGGCUUUACGUUCUCCUUCGGAAUCUUCCAAGAUUACUACAGCAGCCAUGAGCCUUUCAAGGGCUCGGGCAAUAUUGCCAUCAUCGGCACCUGUGCAAUGGGAGUAUCCUACAUUUUGGCACCUUUGGCGUUUGCGCUGUUGAUCGCUGUUCCUCGAUUCCGUCGCUGGGCAACUCCCGUUGGCUUUGCGAUCAUGUGUCUCUCGUUGGCUCUCAGUUCAUUCUCGACAUCUAUCACCCACUUGAUUCUCUCUCAAGGCAUAGCCUAUGGAAUUGGCGCGAAUAUUGGAUAUGCGCCAACAAUAAUCUUUAUGAACGAGUGGUUUGUCAAGAAAAAAGGUCUUGCUUUCGGCACUAUGUGGGCGGGCACCGGGCUAUCAGGAGUUAUCCUACCCAUUGUUUUACAGUGGCUCCUUAACUCCUACGGAUUCAAGACCACACUUCGGAUAUACGCUCUUGUUCUAGCUUUCCUUUCAGCGCCAUUACUAUACUUUGUAAAGCCUCGACUACCAAUCUCACAAUCAUCUCGAUUCCGUCCAUUCGACCUUCGGUUUCUAAAAAGCUCGACCUUUCUGGUCUAUCAAGCUUGUAACGUUAUCCAAGCACUCGGCUUUUUCCUGCCAACUAUUUAUCUACCCAGCUAUGCCCGCUCCCUAGGAGCUAGCAAUCUCACCUCGUCUCUCACUGUUAUUCUUUUCAACCUAGCAUCUGUCUUUGGAUGCAUCAUCAUGGGGCACAUGACCGACCGCUAUGACGCCACGACUUGCUCGCUUAUCUCGCUCGUCGGAAGUGCCCUUUCUGUCUUUUUUAUCUGGGGAUUUUCAGUGACACUGACUCCACUAUACGUAUUUUGCAUCACUUAUGGCAUCUUUGCUGGGUCGUUUACUUCUUCCUGGCCCGCCGUGACCAAUGCAGUCCACCGAAAAGACCCGUUGGCUGAAAGCAGCAUCAUCUUUGGAUUUUUGGAGACUGGUCGCGGUAUCGGGAACGUGGUCAGUGGACCAUUGAGCGAAGCUUUGAUCAAAGGUUACCCAUGGAUGAAUGAUUUGAAGGGAGGAUAUGGCACUGGAUAUGGAACAUUGAUCAUCUUCACCGGGGUUACGGCAACACUCAGUACACUGAGUAUUAUGGCGCCUCCUUUGAAACGAUUGCUUAGUACUUAUUUCUAG